Ochlerotatus camptorhynchus is the source of this 904-nucleotide messenger RNA. RefSeq names its product oxysterol-binding protein-related protein 11. The transcript has 2 exons. The coding region runs from base 174 to 800 and encodes 208 amino acids. Gene Ontology annotation, biological process: endosome organization; retrograde transport, endosome to Golgi; receptor recycling. Gene Ontology annotation, cellular component: recycling endosome; early endosome; trans-Golgi network. NCBI's taxonomy places the organism in Eukaryota, Metazoa, Arthropoda, Insecta, Diptera, Culicidae. The record is from RefSeq and is a predicted model, not a curated record.
AUGAAGGCAAUGUGAUCCGUCGAAAUUUGUUGUUUAAUAUUAAUCCGAACAGUUACUGCUAGUUUUUUUUAUAACUAGCUAAAAGUUAUUAGUUGGUGACAACGUCUAAAACACAUUUUACAAGAUUUACUUAAGAAGAACCGUAAUAGAAAACUUCAUCAGCAACCAGGAAGAUGGAGUCAAGUUUGAACAAAAUUUUAAAUAUGAACCGACAACAACUCAGUGGUCAAUUGUACAAGUAUACUAAUGUUGUCAAAGGAUGGCAGUAUCGAUGGUUUACGGUGGAUGCUCAAGCGGGAUUGCUUAGCUAUUAUCUGUGUGAGCCAUCUAAUGAUGACUCAAAUCCAAAUAUCAUAGGAAAUUCACCUCGAGGUCAAGUUCAUUUGGCAGGUGCAGUGAUAUGCCCUAGUGACGAGGACUCUAAAACAUUCACGGUCAAUUGUGCAUCGGGCGAUAUGUUGAAGUUGAGAGCAGGAGAUGCCCGGGCCAGACAAGAAUGGGUAGACGGAUUGAGAGCCAUCGUAGAAAGUCAUUCGAAUUCUGCUACUUCAUUACCACCGAGAGAUCAGCUUGCUGCACACGAUGCAUUUGGAGCCGCUCGGCAACAAAUGCAACAAACCGAACUAAGCAAUGCAGCCCUAGCCCGUGCAAUCGAAAAUGUAUCGGAUCCCCUAGUACACACAGAUCCUGAUUUAUUGAUGCUGAAAGCUCUUUCUGCAGCAAAUACGCAUUGUUUACUUCAGUGUCUAGGUUUGCUUCAAAGGCAUCAUGAGCUUGAGCCUACAUUUUCAAGCCUUUAAGAUGCAUUUAUACAUUUUCAAACUCAUUCUCGCUCACAUCCAAAACUUGCUGCUUAAAAAAUUUAUCGCGCAAUCAAAUGUUGCAUGUUUAAGUAAAACUGACA